AUGACUCGAAGCGGAAUCGACAUGGUAACAAUGAGGAAUGUGAAACUCACAAGACAUGAUUCGCGUUGGCAAAGUUCAAGACAAGAAGCGUUUAACAAAGCAGCAGAGAGAAGCGAUUCUGGGCAGCGUUCAAGAUGGGGUGGGAAAAGACAAAAAGUUGAACAUUUCGUAAAUUGCUUUAUGUUCGCUCGAAACAAUGAAGAUUCAUCUAUGAUGUUAUUACAAUAA
Messenger RNA from Clunio marinus, 228 nucleotides. Lineage: Eukaryota; Metazoa; Arthropoda; Insecta; Diptera; Chironomidae. The record is from the annotation of a GenBank genome assembly.